AUGCACUUUUCCCCGGCCUGCCAACACAGAAUGACCGGAUGCAGGACGCAAGAUGGAACUGACGUUCAUUCAUCGAAACCGCCCUUGCUUAUGCCUUUGAAGAGGAAGCACGGAGAUGGCACUCCGGCAAACUCCGCCUCUCGAAGCGGAGCCAUGUUCCCAGAGAACAUGAGUGACUCCAUGCGGCCUCGAGGCGAUGACCGCGAGGCUAACGCGCGAGCGAGAGGAUCGUUUUCGCGACAGCGGCAACGAAAAGUCUGCGACGUUUCAAGUCUGUCGCUGUACGCUCGAGUCACACCUGAGUUUGUGCCAGACGAGUUCUCGAGUCUCAGCAGCAGCGGGCAGGAGGACGGGGACGAGGAGCUCUCCGACGAAUCCCCUCACUGCGGCGACUCCUGCAAAGAUGAGCCGUCGGAGAAGGACAGUGACGACGAUGUGGACAGCCAAGAGGACUCCGACGCAGAGCAGCCUGCGGGAGGAGGCAGCUGUCCUCACCAGUACUCUUCGCCGAAGUUGCCGAGUUUCCCCAGGACUCUGCGGCGUCUGUUGCAUGCGCUCGCGAAGCGUCUCCUCCAGCAGCCGGACCUCCGCGCUUUCACUGAGGACUUGGCUCCACUCUCUACUCUCUCGAAAGACGCGCGCAGAGACGCGACGGACGAGUCACCUGGCCGGAACCUGCCGACUGUCGGCUGUAGCUACAUCGAAGCUGUGCGCCUCGUGGCGCUGCUGCUCAAAGACGUCGGGCCAGGCGGCUGCGUAUCUCCUCAACUUUUCGAAUUGGUGGACGAAUGCGUCGCUCGCGCAGGUGCAAGUUGUCUGAAGGCGAUUCCCGAGAAGCCGACGCCGCGUCUUCGGAAAGAACGCGCAGGGACGCCGCCCCAUGAAAAGCCGCUGCCUGCAGCUGCCGCGAAAGCCGCCGCAGCUGUGCGAAAAAUGGAAAACGUCCAGUGGCAACUCUGGCGAGACACAGCCAAUUGCACAUCCACCAUGCGUGGGCAAAUUUGCUGUCAGAGCAUCGACCGUCUGCUCACGUCUCAGCAGAUCCAAGCGGCUGUCUGGGAGGGCAGCAGCAAAAUCGCAGCGUGGAGACUAGGCGCCUCAGACUGCCUAGCUGCGGCCGCUCUCGCCACCGCCAAGGGUCUGCUGUCUUUACAGCUCGCCGUCCGCAGCUUGCAGAAAAACUCGAAACAGCUGCAUUCAGAUGAUGACCUUUCGGAAGACAAUGCGGAGACCGGUCGGGAGCGAAACGGCGAGUUGGCAGAGAGAGGACCUGGGCGGCGAUCAGAUCGACAGGAGGAACACAAACUGUGGGAGAAAGCUCUGGCAAAAGUCCCUCGAGAAAUCAGGGCCGAGGUGGAAUCAGCGCUCCUUUUUUGCCUGAGAAAAAAGAAGAUGCCUCCGAUUCUUCUCCUGCAGUUGUUCGUCGCUCUCAAUCGACGAAGCAACCUGUCUUCAUGUCUUGCUCUCGCUUCCAAUUUUUGUCGGCUGUAUCCCUACGCGCCGUUCUUUCGCGACGUCCACGUCGAGCUCCUCCUGCUUAAGCUCGGAAGCAAUGAGAAACGCAAGGAAGACAACAGAGAGCAAGACACUGCGCAGGGUCAGGGUGAUCGACUCGACACUGUUUUCUCCUGCCUUUUUCGGCUUAUUGACGAAGAACAAACGGAGUUCCAACGCACGCGAAAAGUGUUGAGCACAGCUAGCAGGCAGUUCGUCAAAGUGCACUGCGGCGGCGAAGAAGCACUCCAGCGACUAAGUGAAUUCUGGGACUGCCUCAAGAAACGCGACCGCCUGGACUGUCUUUUGUUGGCGUUGGAGGUCCGCCCGGCGUGCGCCUCGACUUGGUGGCGACUGGCGAAUUUUUUGACUUCUGACAGGGAACCGCGGGAGCUUUUGAAAAUGCGGUGCAGGCUUCAGGCGUUGUCUGGCGCGGGAAGAACCUCAGAAAUCUCGAAAAAGAACGCAGCCGAACAGAGGACCCGAAUGGCGCGCUUCACCAGAAGAUUCUUUGUAUAUGACAGCUGCAGUCUGACUGCCGUCCCGGAAACCGGGCGCGUGGCUUUGUUCUUCUGUGCACCCUUUUUCUUGGACUAUCUUCAGUUGCUGCUCGAGUUCGCGAGUCUCCUCGGAGCGGCGUUUCCGCAAACUCGGCCGCAGCUGCUGACAUCGGUUGGCAAGCGGCUUUUGCAGGAAAGUCGGGGAAGCGACCCCCACGGUUUCUUUUCUUCAGAGAGGUCGAAAAGCACAACACGCACGGUUUCCUCCACGCUUCUACGGGGUGGGCUUCUGGUCUCUCUCGGAGACUGUCAGUGUUUAAAAUGGGACAGUGAAUCUUGUGAAUCAGUCCUUCGCGCCUUCGAGAUAUCGACUGUCGUGAAGACUAGAGCGCGUCAGGCGGUCUGUGGCUUUGCAGAUGCAGUGCUCUGUUUCUACAGGGUACCGCCACACAAAGUUUUCGAUUUCAAGGUGCUCACCCAACUCGCGGUUGAAAGUGUGAACACUUGA
Messenger RNA from Toxoplasma gondii ME49, 2502 nucleotides. RefSeq lists its product as hypothetical. The transcript has 10 exons. NCBI's taxonomy places the organism in Eukaryota, Apicomplexa, Conoidasida, Eucoccidiorida, Sarcocystidae. Bases 1 to 2502 code for a protein of 833 amino acids. The record is from RefSeq and is a predicted model, not a curated record.